AUGUUUUCCUCUUUGCAAAUAAUAUGGUUUCCCAUUUCGGCGGUGUUCAGUCUAGUACUGAGACUCCUGUGGUAUCGAACGCCUCCCAAAGAUGAUAUCGAGAUCCUUGAGAGACCAUCUACUUUGAGAUCAAAAAGCUUCGACUCAAUCGCGACUACAAUCAAGCAGGAUUCAUCGCACGUCAAGGUUGUUGAAGUGGCGAAAGAUUGUUCUGAAAAUGCGGCCAAGGAAUGCGGAGGUGGUAAUGGGUAA
Messenger RNA from Penicillium pulvis, 252 nucleotides. RefSeq lists its product as uncharacterized. The record is from RefSeq and is a predicted model, not a curated record. Bases 1 to 252 code for a protein of 83 amino acids. Lineage: Eukaryota; Fungi; Ascomycota; Eurotiomycetes; Eurotiales; Aspergillaceae. The transcript has 2 exons.